This is a messenger RNA of Acanthoscelides obtectus, 2616 nucleotides long. NCBI's taxonomy places the organism in Eukaryota, Metazoa, Arthropoda, Insecta, Coleoptera, Chrysomelidae. The record is from the annotation of a GenBank genome assembly.
GUUAAAACAAAACUCACAUACAUUAAUACAUAGGGGGCGCUAGUCGGAAAAAGUUUGAGAAAUUAUGGUCUAGACGUACGCUAAUAAUGGACUAUACAAUCUUAUAUGAUUCUAUUUUCGUUUCAGAUUCAACAAUGUUCCAGCACCAUUUGCUCGUAAGACAUCGAUCCUGUUAAUGGACCAUCCACGGGUGAACAACACCAUCAACACCAAAAUGUAACAAAAGACUGUCGGCGAACACCAAAGCACACCCAUUCUCGAUGGGUGCCAGCAUGGGCAAGAAUGCCUCGCUUCUGGAUGCGCUACCAUCUGGGCAAGGCACCUUGCAUGUGGUCAUGCUGGGUCUGGAUUCCGCUGGCAAGACGACAGCACUGUACAGACUGAAAUUCGACCAGUAUCUCAACACGGUUCCUACUAUCGGGUUCAACUGCGAGAAAGUUAAAGGCAUGGUCGGAAAGGCAAAAGGCAUCAACUUCCUAGUCUGGGACGUAGGCGGCCAAGAAAAGCUUCGCCCUCUCUGGAAGUCGUAUACCCGGUGCACUGACGGUAUAGUCUUCGUGUUAGACAGCGUAGACGUGGAAAGAAUGGAAGAAGCCAAAAUGGAGCUCAUACGGACAGUGAAAGCACCCGAGAACUCGAGUGUACCUAUUUUAGUGUUAGCUAACAAACAAGACCUGCCUGGAGCGCGAGAACCUAGGGAGUUAGAGAAACUCCUCGGUUUGACCGAGCUAGGCCAUGGAGGUCACCAGUGGCACGUGCAACCUGCAUGCGCCAUCACUGGAGAUGGUCUCCAUGAAGGUCUCGAGGUGCUGUACGAGAUGAUCCUGAAGAGGCGAAAAUUGGCGAAAGAAAGGAAGAAAAAGUGUAGAUAAGAUGUGUGCUGUGAAUUCGUGUUUAUAUUUUUAGCUCGCAUAUGAACUUUUGGAAACGAUUCGUCAUGGUACAAAAUUCAUUGUCAUUCAAAAAACCCCAAAUCAACAAGUGAGACACAACUGCGACGAAUCUGUCGACGUUUGAUCUGUAGACACAAAGUAGUUUUAUGCAGUUUCUAGUAGGCUAUGGAUUCAUAGAAAAGUUUCGACGCACAAAAACGAAACGAUACUAUCAAUACAUGACUAUAUGUCAAGACAGCAGAUUCAUUAGUACCAACAGCAGAGUACAGCGCUAUUUGAGCAGUAUUUAUCAGUCUUAUUGAUGGCGUAGAAAUUCCCAACACUGUGAAUCUCGGUAAUGAGACAUUUAAAGACUUAUUUUCAUAGGAACUUUUUUUUUGUUAUUUUUAACGUACUUCCUACCCUAGACAUGUUCCCAUUGUUUUUGAACCACCAUGUAAAGCGACGAUUAGUUUGAUCCGAUAUUUGGCUUCACACUGCGAUAACAAUGCUUGUUUUGCGGAAAAUCGAAGGCAUUCUUCUUACUCUACGACGGUGAAAACUGAAUAAAGCUAUGUGAAUAUAUUUUAUGAACAAUCGAGUUCGAUUUCACUUUUCGAUCUAUGCAUAUAUCGUGUCUCCCUAAUCAUGCAAAAAGCAUGGGAAUCAGACGCUGAAAGUUUACUCACUAAUAUACAAUAUGCUAUACAGGUUUUUAUAAUCACGGGGCAAACAGUCAAAAACUAUUUUCUCUUUUUACAUUUCGGUGAUAAAUAUUCAGCUUUUGUUUCUUCUCAUAUCAAUAGGGGCGGCAAACAACUUAGCAGAACAUACCUACCACAUUAUGAAGCUAACUCUAUUCCAGUACUUUGGCAGGCUUAGGUAUCAGAAUACUCGUAAUUCAAAAUCUUGGAAUCGCAUUUAAACGGUUUGUUUGUUUCCUGGUAACUUUAUUUAAAAAAUUGGCCAUUCAGCAAUGCAGCUCGAUUUACCAAACCAAAGGUGCUCAUUUAAUUUUAGGUAGAUUUAGUUUCUUGCGAAAAAAUAAUGCAGUAUCGCUAUAGACAGAAAUGACAUGUUAAUAUCGAUUGCGGUUAAAAGUUGUGACUUUAGAGGAAGCAGAUGUUAUUCUCCAUCCAAUGGUUGAUCAGUGACUAUGGUUUCAUGAAGAUGUAAGCGUCUUGUAUAAGAUUUUUAAUUUCUGAGAAAAAGACGGAUGGUGGUCAUUACAGGGUUUAGCAUAAUAAUUGAUCUAAAUCUAUAAAAUGUUAUAAUUGUGUUAACAUUUCCUGUCUUUGGCUGUACUUCAAACUACUUGAUCAUUUGUUGUAAGGCCUUACAAUGAAUCUGUUAGCUGGAGAAAUAUUGAAAAUUCACUACGAUCCCUCUGAAAAUAGUGAAGUAGGUGAAUUUUGCCACUUUUGUAUGAAGUAUUUGAAUUUAUUAAUUGAAGUAAUUAUUUCCUGAGCACAUAUAAUUGGAUCCUUUUUUUGUUGCAGGAUUUAUAUUCCUCUUUGAAUAUUGUUACCAUUUCAUUUUAAAAUGGAUUCGAUGAAUUUCCAAUAUACUCAUAAUACAGUUGAUGAUGUUUAUACAACGUUGAUUUAUUUAUCUUUUAUGUAACCGUUAUAUAUUAUAUAAUGUAUAGAGUAUAUAUUGUAAUAUUAGACUUCGAUAUUGAGCAAAUGCGAAACUGUUGCAAGCUCGCCAUGUUUGUACUAUGUACUACUCCACUGUAAAUAUG